Messenger RNA from Danaus chrysippus (African queen), 1437 nucleotides. The record is from the annotation of a GenBank genome assembly. NCBI's taxonomy places the organism in Eukaryota, Metazoa, Arthropoda, Insecta, Lepidoptera, Nymphalidae.
AUGCCAGCCGCAGCUGCUUAUUCUUUAUUAAAUAAAAAAGAGGAUGCCCACGAUGAUCCAAUUUACUGCUGUUCGUGGGCAAAUGUCAAAAGUGGAGAGAACGGACCAACGAAGGACUAUAUUGUAACUGGUGGGUUGGACACACUGAUAAAAGUUUGGAAACUGGACAAUAACAGAUUAGAGUUAGUUCAUACUUUACAAGGACAUUGUAUGGCCGUUGUAUCACUUGCAGUGAGUCCCGAUGGACAUACAAUAGCAUCAGCAUCUUUAGAUUCUAUGUUAAUUAUUUGGGAGUUACUCAGCGGUAAUAAAGUGCAUGAAAUUCAGACUGGUUCAAUAGAUGUAUGGAAAAUAGCAUUUUCUCCUGAUGGCAGUAAGAUUGUGUCGGGGAGUCAUACUGGAAAGGUUACAAUAUAUGAUAUAGUCAAUAAUAGUAUUGAUAAGAUCUUGGAUACAAGAGGAAAAUUUGCUUUGUCUGUUGAUUGGAGUCCAAAUGGUAAGCACAUAGCCACAGGAUCUGUUGAUGGAGUCGUUUAUAUAUUUGAUGUUGUCCAGUGUAAGUUGGUCCACACUAUCGAAGCUCACACACAGACCAUUAGAAGUGUGAAAUUUUCACCGAAUUCAAAUUCUAUAGUGACAGCCUCAAAUGACGGGUCUCUCAAGAUAUUUGAUGUGUUAAUAGAGCUGUUGGUCGACCAGUUGGACGAUCAGUUGGACGAUCAGUUGGACGACCAGUUGGACGAUCAGUUGGUCGAUCAGUUGGUCGACCAGUUGGACGAUCAGUUGGACGAUCAGUUGGUCGACCAGUUGGACGAUCAGUUGGUCGACCAGUUGGACGAUCAGUUGGUCGAUCAGUUGGUCGACCAGUUGGACGAUCAGUUGGACGAUCAGUUGGUCGACCAGUUGGACGAUCAGUUGGUCGACCAGUUGGACGAUCAGUUGAUAGAUCAGUUGGUCGAUCAGUUCGACGAUCAGUUGGACGAUCAGUUGGUCGAUCAGUUGGACGAUCAGUUGGACGAUCAGUUGGACGACCAGUUGGUCGAUCAGUUGGUCGAUCAGUUGGUCGAUCAGUUGGUCGACCAGUUGGACGAUCAGUUGGUCGACCAGUUGGACGAUCAGUUGGAUGAUCAGUUGGACGAUAUAAAUACAAAUAACGGAACUUAUAUAUGUGCUAGCGGCAAUCUCGUGAGUUCGCUCAGUCUAAGUUCCUGGGUAGUAAGCGCUUGCUUCUCACCAGAUGGCACUAGGGUGGUAGCGGCUGAUGAUAGUGUUACCAUCGCGACCACAAACAUGAAACAAUUAAAGACCUUCCAAGAACACACUGAUAUAGUGUGGGAUCUCGCUUUCAAACCGGACGGCAAAAAGCUACUUUCGGUGGGAAAAGACAAAACUAUAAAUAUAUAUGAAACUCCAAUACCGAAGCAACAAAAUACGUAA